AUGGAAACCACUCUUUCAACAUUUCCCACUGAUGAUAUGGAUCUGAUGAGUCCAUUUUAUCCUUCCCUGAAUGACAUCAAUCAAGACGGCAUGAAUGACAAUAUGCCGUUACUCUCAUUCGAUGAUAUAGAGUCCGCUACUAUGUACAAGGCGCUUCGCAACCAAGAACAAGAACUCGACACUGGACUUCGUCAUGGCAACAAUAUUGCUGAAGAGCCAACAACAGUUGCGCCGCUUGCAACACUGCUUUCGUUUGAUCCCAGUUCUUCUGACAGCACCACUCUUAGUCCAGUGACAACUGAGACAACCCUGGGGAACAAAGAGCCUGUGACCAUCUUUACUCCACCAACUCCUAUCAGUAACUCGCCCACUCUCCAGCCAGCUGCCAUCGAACCACCUGCACCAGUAUCAGUGGAUGUGAACCAACAGAACCAACAACAAGAGCCGCGUGUACAAAUCACUCCAGCCAUGCUCGAUAUGGUAGCUCGACAUAUCCAUACAGAAUGGAUCGACCUGAAUGGUUCUCGUUCUUCAAGCACUGAAAUUCCGGAUCCUACGCCGAUUACUAUGGACUCCCAUCCAGUGGAACAUCCUCGUCAAGUUCCAACGUGUCACCCAAUGCAUUACCAUGGACAUAGGCCAAUCCAAUACCCGAUGGAAUCCAGUCAUUUCUGUCCGCAUCACAUGUUCUGCCCACACAUGGGGCAUCCCUUGCCCCAAACAUACCCUCUUCCAUCACCGGCUCCUCGACAGCCACCUGUAUCGAACAAACGAACAUUCGAAUUCGUUGAGCCAGAGGUACCCGAGAAUUUCGUGGCCAACCCGAAUAAUCAUGGCCGUUGGCAAUACGACAGGAGCGGCAACCGGCACUACCUAAACGCGCCAAAGACGAAGGUGCCUGGUGCAAAGUGA
Messenger RNA from Penicillium cataractarum, 912 nucleotides. RefSeq lists its product as uncharacterized. The record is from RefSeq and is a predicted model, not a curated record. The coding region runs from base 1 to 912 and encodes 303 amino acids. The transcript has a single exon. NCBI's taxonomy places the organism in Eukaryota, Fungi, Ascomycota, Eurotiomycetes, Eurotiales, Aspergillaceae.